AAAAAAAAAAGCUUUGUCCACUUUUGGCGGGAAUUCACUCUCUCGCCGACACAAUUCCCAAAACCCAGCAUUUUUUUUGUUCUUGUUUUCCUUUUUCAGAAUUUUUGUUUUUGUUUUUUAAAAGCACCCAUUUGCUUAUCUAAGCCUUCUUUUUUUUUUGUUUGUCAGCUUAGCACUUUAUUUUGUUAAUAGUUAUUUUGAAUUCUGGGUGUUGAAUUUAGUUGCAGUAGGUAGGCUGCUGAUGCUACUUGGGGGCAUUGGUUUUUAAAACAGCAUGUUGGGAUUUAGCCACGAGUGGGUACAAGAUUUUUUAGGGGUUGAAAUGUUAAAUUCAGGAAGUGGGAAGUUUGGAAGCCAGAAAACGUUUAUAGAAAUUUUGAGAUUGUGAUAGAGAGAGAAAGAGGGGGAGAGAGAGAUUUUAUCAGAGGCAUAAACAUAAGAACGCAAUGAUACUUGAGGAGGUGUUCAAGGAUCUUAUAAAGAAGAAGAAGAAGAAGAAGAAUGUUGUGUUGGUUGGGAUUCCAAUUGAUAGCCAGAGCAGAGAGCUGCUCGGCUGGGCUCUGGUGAAAGUCGCUGAACCCGGAGAUUGCGUCAUUGCAGUUCAUGUCUGUCGAAGUUCUGAUUUCGCCUCGAAAGCCAAGACGAUAUUGGAUGGUUACCUAGAGGGUUAUGAGGGGCUAUGUGAUAUGAAAAAGGUAGACCUCACCACUCAGGUCUUGACAGGAAGGUCAAUCCAAAAGGCUCUAGUUAGAGAGGCAAAGAACCAUGCUACUCUGGCCAUAGUUGUAGGCACAAGCAAGCCAAACACUCUUGGGGGUUGGGAUUCUACGGCGAAAUUCUGUGCUAAGAAAUUGCCACCAACCACUGAUGUUGUGGCCAUCCACAAUGGGAAAAUUGUGUUCAGAAGGUGCACCAGUAAUCAACUACCAGGUUUCACAGGUGACCCAAGGCCAAGUCUUUCUCAGAUUGAAAAUCUCACUUCUAAAGGAAGCUCAUCUGAGUUUGGUGACUUUGAGGAAGAUACAGAAACUGUGAAAUCAUUUUCUGAUAUGGCUCAGAGCUCCCAAGAUGGUUCAAAGCAUAGCAGUGAAGACUUGAAGAACGAACACAAGAGAGUCCCUUGUAGAUCAAGUUCACUUGGUGCAGGAGAGCAUGUGGGUAAGAGCCUUGGCUGGCCCCUACUCUGCAGAGCGACUUCUGCGAAUCCACAAUUCCCAGCCUCAAGAGACAUGUCUGUGGUGCAAUGGGUGAUGAGCUUACCGGACCGUUCUCCACAGCAGUCUCCUCAAUGUUCAACUAUCAAAGAAAAUCCUUUUGAAAGAGGUAUUAGUGACAUUGUUGAUGAGGUUAUCAAGGAUAGUUGUUCUGGUUUGGAUGAGCUACCAGAAAAGUUAAAGCGUCUCCUGGAAACAAACUCAUCUGAUUGCAGAUGGUUCAGUCAUGAUGUUCUGAAAACUUCCACUUCUCAAUUCUCCUCAGAAAAUCUUAUUGGGAAAGGAGGAUGCAACCUUGUGUUCAAGGGAACUCUUGCAGAUGGCAAGCAAGUGGCAGUAAAGCUUAUGAAGUCAUCCAAAGAAGCAUGGACGGAUUUUGCCCAUGAAGUUGAUAUCGUCUCCUCGUUGAAGCACGAACACAUUUUGCCUCUGCUUGGUUUCUGCAUUGAAGACAAUGUUCUAAUCUCUGUUUAUGAUUUCUUGCCUAAAGGAAGCUUAGAGGGAAAUUUACAUGGUGAUGCAGGCAAGAACAUAGGCAAAUCCCUAUUGCCGUGGGAAGUCAGAUUUAAUGUUGCUGUUGGGAUUGCUGAAUCCCUCAAUUACCUGCACAACGAAUGUUCUCCACCGGUUAUUCACAGAGAUGUCAAGUCUUCAAACAUUCUUCUCACCAAAGAGUUUGUACCACAGUUAUCUGAUUUUGGCCUUGCAAUAUGGGGACCAACAACUACAUCUUUUCUGACUGAAUGUGAUGUGGUUGGAACAUUUGGUUAUCUUGCUCCUGAAUAUUUCAUGUAUGGAAAGAUCAGUGACAAGAUUGAUGUCUAUGCCUUUGGUGUGGUCCUGCUUGAAUUAUUAUCAGGAAGAAAACCAAUUGGCUCUGAGACUCCCAAGGAACAAGAAAGCUUGGUCAUGUGGGCAAAGCCUAAAAUAGAUAGAGGGGAUGUAAAAGACAUACUGGAUCCAAGUUUGGGUGGAAAGUUUGAUGAGGUUCAGGUGCUGAGAAUGGUUCAUGCAGCAAAACUCUGCAUCACACGCUCAGCUCGGCUUCGUCCUAAAAUGAGUGCGAUUCUGAAGCUCUUGAAAGGGGAUUCAGAUGUUGAAAAGCAAGUGAACUCUCAAUCUUUUGAUCUGGAGGAUUCAGAAAUCCGGGACGAUAAUGAUGAUGAUGAAGUUUAUCCAAAUUCAUGUGCAGCGUCACAUUUGGGUCUCGCACUGCUUGAUGUCGAUGAUGAUACAACAUCAUUCAGUAGUGUGGAGCGGGGCAACAGCGUUUCUUGGGAAGAGUAUUUGAAAGGAAGGUGGAGCAGAUCAUCAAGCUUUGACUAGCUUCUUUUGCACUCUCUUGAAUUCUUUUUCUCUUGUUUUGUAAGUUUGUCACAUACUUGUGCAGACAUGAAAUUACCAUCUGUACAGCGUAGGGGAAGAAAAAUAUGCGCACCCAAUGGUGGGGUGGAUUGUAGAUGUAAAUAAAAUCUAGAAGUGAGUGUGAAAAGGAUGGAAAUCUGUAGCUUGUUAGCUUGUCAGAAACUCGGUUUUUCAACAUAAUCACAGAAUGAGAUGGAAUCUAUAGGUUGUGGGAAACUCAGUUUUCAGCA
This is a messenger RNA of Prunus mume (Japanese apricot), 2809 nucleotides long. Its product is annotated as kinase with adenine nucleotide alpha hydrolases-like domain-containing protein. Gene Ontology annotation, molecular function: ATP binding; protein kinase activity. The record is from RefSeq and is a predicted model, not a curated record. Lineage: Eukaryota; Viridiplantae; Streptophyta; Magnoliopsida; Rosales; Rosaceae. Gene Ontology annotation, biological process: protein phosphorylation.